AUGCCACCACCCCGCCGCAUCCUCCAAGCCACAGUCGAGGAAACGCUGACCCCACCGCCAACCCUCCCUCCAACCCAGCAGAUCGCGCGCCUCAUCAAAGCCGAAGGCAACAAUCUCUAUUCCGUAGAAACCGCGUCGGGGGCUAAAUUACUGGUUGAGCUGCAAUCGCGCUUUAGAUCUUCUAUCUGGCUCAAGCGAGGUGGGUUUGUUUUAAUUGAUACGGAUCGGAAGGUGUUUGGGGAGAGGGAGAAUAAGAUUGAUGGCGAGAUUGUGAACGUGGUUAGGGAGGAGAAGAGGUGGAGGAAGAAGGGGUAUUGGCCGGAGGAGUUUGGGGGGAGGAGAUCUGAGGGGGGUAGGAGUGAGGAUGAGGGGGAGUCGAGGGUGGGAAAGAUGCCGAGCUCUGAUGAGGAGGAUCUGGGGGAUGAGGAGAAAGAGGAGGACACUGGAUCAUGA
Endocarpon pusillum Z07020 is the source of this 453-nucleotide messenger RNA. RefSeq lists its product as uncharacterized. Gene Ontology annotation, biological process: translational initiation. Bases 1 to 453 code for a protein of 150 amino acids. The transcript has a single exon. Gene Ontology annotation, cellular component: nucleus. Lineage: Eukaryota; Fungi; Ascomycota; Eurotiomycetes; Verrucariales; Verrucariaceae. The record is from RefSeq and is a predicted model, not a curated record. Gene Ontology annotation, molecular function: translation initiation factor activity; RNA binding.